Messenger RNA from Fusarium musae, 2439 nucleotides. RefSeq lists its product as uncharacterized. The coding region runs from base 1 to 2439 and encodes 812 amino acids. The record is from RefSeq and is a predicted model, not a curated record. NCBI's taxonomy places the organism in Eukaryota, Fungi, Ascomycota, Sordariomycetes, Hypocreales, Nectriaceae. The transcript has 2 exons.
AUGUCUUCUUCUUCCUCCAGUGACGAUGGAGCAAAUCCAGUUGAUCUCGCCAGCAACAUCGGCACCUGGGUCGCCGCUGGCGUGGCCAUCAUCGCGUUAGUCGGUGUAGUCGGUCCAUACCUUGCACUGCAAGCGUCGAUGAGUGAUAAAAACCGCGCCAUGAAUGCGGUGCAGGAUCAACAGGAGAAAUAUAUCUCUAGAGGCUGGCGGUUGACGAGAGGACUACGAGUCUUUAGGAGGAUUCGCGUGCCGAACCUUGCACCGGGUUACAUCACCAAUGAGCCGGAUACUGCCCCGCUUAUACCGCCUUUGAGUGCAGCUUUGGGACGCUGGGGGUUCAAGACGAGGGAUUAUUUACCGUGGAAUACGGGCUGGGCUAAGAUGUCUGAGCUUAUUGAAUCUUAUGAAGUGCGGGAUGGGAUUAGCAACGGACUGGUGGACUUGGACGUACCCAAGACUGGCGGAACACUGGAAGUUGUCAACAGUCGAACUGCUUUGGUGGUGAAUAAGCAUUGGAUUUUGAUCUUGGGUCUUCUCGGCCGUUAUGGAGACCGUGUUGACAAAGGGAUCCUGCAGCGAAAGGGAAUCAGGAGGAACUUUGAUGGGGAACGAGCAUCGAUUCGACAUUUCGCUUUACCGAGAAAAGCCAAACAAAGAGAAUCUGAUUUACAUUUCGAAUGGGUCCGCAAGAAACAGACUCACGCAAUGAGCAGAAUGAGAGCUUCUUCUAGUCGAGACUCAGCAAGCUCUAGAUCCUGGUCAGACAGUGAACCAGACUCUGAUGGAACAGUGAUGGCUGUGCGUCGAAGUGCUUAUGGCACAAUCACCCUUGAAACUACUCCCCAACCUACAAUAUACGGUAUAACGGGCAAGCUGCAGCAGCUUGGUCGACACAAAGGAUCUUGGAGUUAUUUGACUUCUGUUUCGUUUGUGCCGCAUAUUGCGAAGGAGAUCUUUGAAGCUGGUGUCGAUGAGCGGAGGGAAAGUGCCUCGCUGCAGACUUUGUUCUGGCUCGCUCAUGGAUUUUUACCGUGUGGUAGAACAGCAGAGGGACGACAGAUGGUGAUAUCUUUAGAAGCCCCAGAUCUUUCUCUUGUAUCAAUUGGUAGGAAUAUCGAUGAUAUCUUGGCCUGGCCUGCAUACUCUCUCCAAGAGUCGGAUGAUGUUCCCGUCUCAAUUGGUAUUGCAAUGCAGUGCCUUGGUAUUCCGGAGCCACAAAUAUUGCAAUUCCUCCCACUUGAUGCCGCGAGCCAGGCAAAACGAGUGUUGGAAAAAACUAGCCAUCACUCUUAUGACGGGACUCAGAGUCCAGCAGAUGAAUCGCAUGAAAGGAGUCGCCAAUGGGAGCGCGAGCAACCAGCACAACAAGCCGGCCUUAGCCUCGAUGGCCCCUGGGUCCGCUACUCAAAUCCAUCACAGGAAAACUUCUGCCUAUUCCGAAGACGCGAUUUUGAGAAAACCUUGAGACUUGUACUCACUGUCGACUGGGAUAACUGGGGGUUCUUGAUAUGGAAGGAUAAGUUCUGGAUCUCGAUUCUACGGCGGACCACGAGUGUUCUGAAGAUCAACGAGAUAUGCAACUCUGAGUUUGGGCAAGCCUUCGGACUAGCAUCUCACUCUCGAGUCUUUGACUGGAAGCAAAGUGGCAAGUUCUAUCCACAGAGACUAGCAGAUCAGCUGGCCUUUGACAAGUUUCUGACCGAUUAUCUCGACACGUAUGAUCUGCGGGCUCUUCGCCUUUCGCUUGGAGUUCUUUACAUUUUGGAUGCACAGCUUAGAGAGAGCACCCUGAAAGUAUAUGGCAAUCUGUGCAAUGAUGGAGAAAACCACGAUCCGCGUUCCCAAGCAAGGCUAAAGUACCUUGAAACAGCUCUGGAGGAGAUUGAGGCGGAGCACCGGAUCCAGAAGAUCAUGCACAAGAAUGACGAAACACCGUAUAUGAACAAGAAGAUGGCGGGAAUCUCAGAUUCCGAGUCUGUUGAAGAAGUCUAUACGCAUAUGUUGAUAAGGGCCGUGGAUACGGAGACGCUGGACCGUUUCAACAUCGUCUAUGAACCAGCCGAUGAUUUAUUGUACCGCAUCACCGGAUACAUCGCCCCCUGGGAGCAAAAGAUUCUGUUUCAACAUACCUCUCUACGCCGAGAGCUCAACCAAAUGAAAGGCCGUAUGGCUGGCGGCGUGUUGGAGUAUACGUAUAAGACGAAGCAACUGAAAUGGUACUCUGAUAAGACCUCUAUGUUGGAGCAUACCACUUGGCAGUUGAGCCCUCAAGAUGUAGUCAUGGCUGGAGAGAAAGAGUCAAUGUGGAUUGAGGAGAAGGAUAUGGUUAUAGUGGCGUUGUGGGUUGCUAAUAGAGCGUCGAUGUGGACUGGUGCUCAAGACUCAAAACCGUUGUUGGAGUUUGUUGAGGAUCUGGAUACAUAUGCUUAUGUAUUGUGA